Chlamydomonas reinhardtii is the source of this 5852-nucleotide messenger RNA. RefSeq lists its product as uncharacterized. The transcript has 11 exons. The coding region runs from base 527 to 4267 and encodes 1246 amino acids. The record is from RefSeq and is a predicted model, not a curated record. Gene Ontology annotation, molecular function: flavin adenine dinucleotide binding; NADP binding; N,N-dimethylaniline monooxygenase activity. Lineage: Eukaryota; Viridiplantae; Chlorophyta; Chlorophyceae; Chlamydomonadales; Chlamydomonadaceae.
GUGAGAGCUGUCUUAACAUAUAGCCAUAUGAUAUACGUUUAGUUUUGUGCUUGUUCGCGUCGGAAUACGUAGCAGCCGAAAGAGCAGUUAGAAUUCUGUUAGAAUCGCAACCAUCAAGAACCGCCGGUUAAGCCUCAGAGUAACUGCAGUUGAAUGAUUUCCGAUGUGCGCCUGGACUCACGGUGCUUAAUACAACUAGUUAUAAUAAGCUUCUCUUAUAGUUUGCCAGAAUGGAUGCGAACGGGUUCACAACCAUUCGGUUUUCGCGACAGGAAGACCUGGCCUUCGAUUCUGCUUCACAAACUCUGUGUCGAUUAAAAAUCACCUUGCUAGUGUUGGUUUAGGGGGGAGGACGGUCACCAUUUUGCCCUUGCGAUUUGUCGCAAGUACAGUCGACACUUACUGUCAACAAAGUCGCACAGACUUCCAGCAUCUUUGACAGCGAAGUACAGUACUCGUUUUCCUAGAAUAUGGCCGCGCAGAAGUAACGUAGCGCUACUAAGCGAGGCGGUCGCGAACUGGCGAAAUGGCUUCACCAGAGGCGUCAACGCCACUGCUGCCAGAAGCCGGCCGCCUGCGUCGUGUACUCGUUGUUGGGGCAGGCAUUGCGGGGCUCCAGGUCGCGCGUCGGUUUGCCCAGAUGGGCGUGGAGUGCUGCGUUCUGGAGGCCACGGACACAAUCGGUGGAGUCUGGGCCGCGAACUACGCAGGGUUCGGGUUGCAAGUGCCGUGGCGGCUGUACCAGUUUGCGGACUUCCCUUGGCCGCAAUCGCUGCAGCCCCCGGACGAGUUCCCCACGGGCGCACAGGUGCAAGCCUACAUCCUGGCGUAUGCGCAGCAUUUCGGCUUGCUGCGCCUUGUCCGCUUCAACUCAAGGCUGCUGCGCCUGCGCUGGCACUCGGACCAGCGGCAGUGGGAGGCGCUGUACAGCAACACAGAGACUGAAAAGUUCUACAAGGUGACUGCAGACUACGUGGUCAUGUGCAACGGCAUCUACUCCAAACCCUACAUUCCUGAGUACCAGGGCGCGGAGUCGUUCGUUGGAACUCAGAUCCACGCGAAGUACUUCACAGACGUGUUAACGGUCAAGGGCCGCCGCGUGGUGGUCGUGGGCGCGGGCAAGACCGCGCUCGACUGCGUGUCGGGCCUGGUGUCGGCCAACACCGCCGCCUCCGUGACCAUGCUGUACCGCAAGUCGCACUGGCCAGUGCCGCGCUCGCUGCUGGGCAUCUCCAUCCGGCGGCUGGUCUUCAACCGCGCCUUUGCCGGCAUGCUCCCGAACUACUACACCGCGGGCAAGCUGGAGCGCGCGCGUGCGGCCGUAACCAAGCCAAUGCGGCGCCUGUUCUGGAAGAGUCUCGAGUGCCUCAUCUCGACCAAGUACCCUGCCACCACCGGCCGCCUCAAGCCGGCGGUGUCGCUGCCAAAGGACCUCUUCUACGGCGGCCAAAUCCUGGAUGACCGGCUGGACCAGAUGCUGGAGGGCAAAGGCGUGGACCUGCUGCAAGGCGAGAUCAAAGCGUUCGUGCGCAACGGCGUGAUCCUGCUGGACAACAGCUUCCUGCCCGCGGACGUGGUGCUGUACUGCACCGGGUACGAAAAGACGUACGACUACUUUGACGGCGAGAUGCGGGCGCGGCUGGGGCUGCAGAAGGACGGACUUUACCUCUACCGCAACUGCAUCCCGCCCGAUGUGCCGCACCUGGCCUUCGUGGGCAGCGAGGUGUCAACAUACAACAACAUCCUGAGUGGAGGGCUGCAGGCGCUGUGGCUCGCGCACGUGCUGACCGGGCGCGUCACGCUGCCGCCGCCGCACGCCAUGCACGAGGACGUCCGGGCGCAGCAGCGCUGGCGGCGCGAUGUGAUGCCCACCCAGCGCUGCCGGGGCUCGGUCCUAAUGGUGUACAUGGGGUAUUACCACGACCAGCUCAUGGCGGACAUGGGGCACAGCCCGCGGCGCAAGGGCGCAAACGUGGUGGCCGAGUGCUUCGGCGUCUACUCGGCUGCCGACUACAAGCAGGUGAUGGAGGCGAGCGAUCGGCGGCUGGUGCAAACGCUGGCUGAGCAGUGGAGCUCAGUCGCGGAGCAGGCGAGGCUGCACGGGCCGCCGCUCACCGCGUCCGUUGCGGCCUCAGCCGCCGGCACGGAGCCGGCACGGCGUCACACCAUUUCCAAUGGCAUGGAGGCCAGGGAGGCCGCGCGACCGCGCGCGCUGCUGCGGGCAGCGACGUGCUCCGAGCGUCCGUCCGCUGCCAGCACGCAGCAGCAUGCUUCUUCACUGGGGCGGCGCACGACGCCGAGCCCGGCCGCGGAGGCCGCUUGGCGCAGCACCACAGGCGGCUUCCCGCGCCAGCAGCGGAACACGCUGUACACGCGCCGCUCGACAGGCACGCCCAUCAGCGAUGGCAUCAGCGCCAGCGGAGUUGCGGCGGGCAUCCUGAUGGAGGGGGGCGGCGAGGGCAGCCUGGCGAGCACGGCGGUGGGCGGGGCGGGGCCGGCGGAGGCACGCCGCACGAGCCGCAAGUCGGUCAUGGUGCCGCAUCCCCUGCCCGAGUCCUCCGAGGUAUUGUACUGGCAGGUGCCGCCGGGCGGGGCAGCAGAGCAUGCGCAGCAGCAACAGGGGGGUGCAUCGGGGCAGCAGGCGUUCGUGGAGGACUUGCCGGCGCUGCAGAACCAGCAGCACCCGUACCCGCAGCAUCUGCUGCAACACCAGUUCUCGCAACCACACCCGCUCUCGCACAUGCAUCCGCAGCAGCAGCACCCGCGGCACACGGUCAGCGGGACCCAGGGCGGGGCGAGUGCCUACUCGUCCUUUGGCGGCGGCGCCACGGACGGGGGCUUGCUGCAUCGGCAGCCGCCGGUGGCACGCAUGUACCGCCACUCAUCUGCAGCGUCGGCACAUUCGUGGGCGUCACGCGGCGGCGGCGGCGGCGGCGGCGCCACUGCCAGUCCGCCCAUGACGGCCGCAAUGGAACGGGGCCUGGUGAGCAUGACUGCCGACAGCAGCGCCAUGCUCUCCUGCUCCCACGCCGGCCCCGACGGCGCCAGCGUGGGCUGGGCGGAUGCCGCUGGCGGCAGCAUGCAUGGCGGCGCCGGCCACAUAGGUACUGGGUCUGGCAUGCUGCCGCAGGGAUCGGGGCCGCCACCGGGCGGCUGCGGGGAUGGUGAGGUGGCGGAGGCUUGCGGCAUCCGCGUGGUGCCUUUCGCGCAGGCGUCCGGCGCGGCCAGCGUCUCUGGUGCGCAGUCCAUGACCGGGCCUGCAGGCGGAGGCGGGCGCAUUGCGCCGCUGCUGGCCGCUGCCGUUGGGAACACCGAGGGAGGCGCCGCGGCGCUGGCGCAGCAGGAGGCGUGCGGUGAUGACGCAGCGUUCCAGCCGGCGGUGACGGUGGCGACCCUGCCCUCGGCGUCCAGCGCAAUGCUGAGCAGCCCCGGCACGAGCAGCAGCGGCCUGGGUAGCUCGGUGGUGCUUCAGCUGGCGCGCGCGCUUGCGUCCCUACAGCAGCUGCCCAUGCAGCAGCGGCAGCUGCUGCAGAGGCAGCAGACGACGCAAGAGCUUAUGGCCGUCCCAACUGGCAUCUACACCAGCCCGCUCUCGAUAGACGCUGAGCAGCAGCAGCAGCACCAGCACCAGCAAGAGCUGAGUGACGCGUCCUCAGCCGCCGACAUUGCCGCCGCACUCACGUCCAUGGCGGCGGCUGCCGCAGCGGCGGCGGCGGCCGCCGCCAUUGCGGCCACAACUGCCAUGCACCGCCAGCAGUCGCAGUCAUCUGGGCCCGUGUGCUCAACAUGCGGCAGCCCCGGCGCGCCGGCCUCCCAUUCACGGCAGGCCUGCAACGAGCCGCACCACACGCAGCUCAUCCGCCACGGCAGCGACCUGGCGGCCACGCUGGUGGCGGCCGCAAUCGCAGAGGCGCUGCGGCAGAGCGGCACCUGUGGAGCCGCCAUGGUGCCGCAGCUGCAGCUACCGGCAUCCGCACCGGUCCCUCUGCCGCUGCAGGAGUCUGUUCAGCGCAGGGAGCCGCCGCUCCCCGUCUCCGCUCCGUCAAGCAGCGUGCAGGCGGGCAGCAGAGCUGGCGGCGGGCCGCACGGCCUGGCGAGCAUGUCAGCAGGAGGCAUGACGACCGAGUCGGAGCUACUGCCGGGGGCGUCGGCGACUGCUGUUGCAGUCGAACAGGGGGGAAAGCUCCUGUUGCAUCGUGAAUGCGCGCAAGCUGAAGAAGAAGCAUGCUGGGGGGGCUGCGCUUCAGUGGCGGCAGCGCGUUCUUAAGGCACGCCGCUCAAGGCGUGGCAAGCCAGUGCAUUCGUGCGUGUCGUGUGUUCAGCGGCUGUCCUGCUCCUGAAGGAUUGGCCUUUGGAGGGCUCCGCAGCGGGGGAACCCCUGCUGUUUUGCGGCCGCCGCCUGCAUAGGCAAGCACUCAUCUUUGCAUGCACAUGCAUGCACACGCACACCUGGAUCGCUAGUAUUUGCCAUCUUACCACGUGAUCCACACAAGGAGUACAUGUUGAGCAACGCAUGAAUAGACGCCGCAGAAAGGUCUGCACCAAUCGCUUAGUCAUUGAUCUUUUGUCACCAACGUAUGGCAGUACGAACGGGCGGAGGAGUCUGGCCCUCAGACAACUGCUUGGUCGCUAAGAAAGCUGGUGCGGUUGAUGAGCCAGCGGAUGUGUUCCUUUUUAUUUGUGCAUGGGUCCGGAGCGUCAUGUGUCGCGCCCAGGAUGCCGUUGCAUGUCGUAGAUGCUCUCGUCCUGCAUGUGUUAUGUAUAUGUGUUGUGUUGCGGGGAAUCUUGGUAAGGUUGCUGCUGAAUGCUAAAUGGCAUGAUUGCAGAAGUAAAUUUGCUGCGGCGCUGGAGUAGUGUGAGUGAUCCAUCAGCUGGACUUCAACCCGUGAAGCGCAGGGAGGCGAUUGCUGCUGAUUCCACUUCGAGGAUUUGUUGCAUGAGGACAGGUUGCUCCUUGCACUUCGAGGAUUUGUUGCACGAGGACAGGGUGGAGUAGCCGACAUUACGCUUCAUCCGUGCAUUUUGAAAAGGCAACCAGGGAUGUAGCGAACAGGCAUGAACAGCGGGCCACCGUCAUGUUCUGCAAGCGCGUAUGAACAUGCAUCCAUGGUUGAGCGGCGUUGCCAAGUUCAGGGGUACCGGCAUGCAAUGACCUGCACGCAUACGCAUUCACAGUGCUCAUAGGCCCUUCUGCGGUCCUGGGGACUUAUUGAGGCCAUACUUGGCUACGGACGUGCAAAGCGGACGUGAGUGGAUUGGCAAGCACCGCAAGGGAAACGCAAGGCACGCGUGAUUCCAAUGCAUAGCAGAGUUUGCUGCAUGUUUGCCUCGUAUGCGCCUUAUCCUUUCAUUUCCUUUCGUUACAGGUGUAUGGCUCUGAUGCCUGUACAGUAGGCCGCGACGUCAUGUACUAUAGAUAUCCAAGCUGUUACGGCAGCUUGCAUUGUCGAGAGUCAGUUGUCAGAGUUGUACAUGAUUUGCGCAGAGUUGCGCAGCUGGUCGGGCCUGGUGCACUUGGGGUGCAACUAGUGAGCGCGCGUGCUGCGGAACGCGUCAGAGUGCGAGAGUGAGAACCAGGCGUUGGCUCCUGCUGCUGCGGCGCUGCUUGGACUGGUCCUGCGUAGGCGGUAGCUUUUGGAGUAUACUGACAGACGCGAUAGUUGCGGCAGAUGAACACGAGCCGGGUCUUAUCAACUUAUCAUGGAUGGCGUGUAGCGGUCUGUCUGUGCGGUCGGACCGACCCUGCUUUGUAGGUUCCGCGGAUGCAUUAUUACAGUGCCCUCCAUGGGUGCGCCAUGCCCCCGUGGUGUAUUAGGGCCAUCCAUGGCUCUCGCCAACAGGUCCGAUAUCUC